Staurois parvus is the source of this 311-nucleotide messenger RNA. The record is from the annotation of a GenBank genome assembly. Lineage: Eukaryota; Metazoa; Chordata; Amphibia; Anura; Ranidae.
GUGACCUUCCUGUGUGGAAUCCGGGAAUACAGAGGACGGGGACAUCUCUCUGGUGGGUUCCCAUGACUGGAUCCAUCUAGAUCCUUGUGUCCUUCUAAAUACUCCCACUCCUCCAUGGAGAAAUAGACAGUGACACCCUGACACCUUAUAGGAACCUGACACACACAAUGAUACAGUCACCAUCCAGACACAUCCCUUGUCUGUUACUGGAGAAUGUCCCAGAAUUCCCGGCACCGCUCACCUCUCCUGUCAGCAGCUCAGUGAUCUCUCUGGUGACUUCUAGAAUCUUCUUCUUUCUUUCUCUCUUCUAU